Cladophialophora immunda is the source of this 1833-nucleotide messenger RNA. RefSeq lists its product as uncharacterized. The record is from RefSeq and is a predicted model, not a curated record. The transcript has a single exon. The coding region runs from base 478 to 1134 and encodes 218 amino acids. NCBI's taxonomy places the organism in Eukaryota, Fungi, Ascomycota, Eurotiomycetes, Chaetothyriales, Herpotrichiellaceae.
CUUGGUCCUCCCACCCCUCUGGCCUCUCACCUCUCACCUCUCCCGAUUUCUGCCUUUUUCUCGCCUUCUCGCCUUCCCUCCCUCCACCGCCUGUUUGGCCAGCCUAGUUCGCAAAUCGACCAUACAUCACCAUCCCACCGCUGCUUUCCAUCUCACCUACACUACCAUUAUCUACCACCUGCCACCCACUCUCGUCCUCCCUUCAGCCUUUUCCUCUCACGCCUUAUUCCUACUUCUCCCAUCGACGCCUGUUCCCCCAAACAUUCUUGCCAACCAAGAUCUGUGCAGCAUAGACCCUCUGUCGCUUGUUCCAAGAGGUUCCUGAUUGAAUCAGCUGACACCCAUUGUUUUUUUGCCACUGUUUGCCUCCUAGCUGGCAUCCCUCUCGACACUACAACUGUACCGCUACAUUCCCGUCCUAGACCUCUCUGUGUCCUUCCCGGUCGUCCUCAGCUGCAAAUCGGAUCCCACUGCAUCAUGUCGACCUUCUACUACACUGCCCAUCAACAACACCAAGCCACCAAUCCGCAGCCUAUGCCCCAGACACAUAGCCACCAUGGCCGGUCUCGACGGGCACCCCGGUUGUCGGCCGCCCAAAACUCCCAUCGGCAGUUCCGUGCCCCCAAGGUGAUCAAAGAGAUUGUUGUCACGGAGCCUCCAAGCAUCACUGCAUACCGGGCCCGGUUCGAGGCAGGACGUUCGUUCGACCUGGACGACGAUCUAGAGUUCUGCCCAAACCUCUUGACAUUGGAUGAGGUUUGUGGCGAGCCACUCUCCACAACUUCAUGUCUUACUGACUUCUUCGCAAAGCGUCAGUCGGUAACGUCAGGCUCAUCGGAUCGCUCGUCGCUGUCGAGUGGCUCCCCGAAUUCCUCUCCUCUCCAGUCCCAGAUACAACCUCAACAAAUAACACCCGCCUUGUCCAUUUCCUCUGCCGCCACGUCUGCGUACAUGUCCCCGCCGAGCUUCGCUGGCCACCACAGCAGCCUCAAAAUCCAUCAACCCUCGGCGAUCCGUUCUCGCAACAACGCCAUCCCGAUUGUGAAUCCCUCCACCGGCAACCGCAUCGCGAGCCCACCGUCAUCCAUCUCGCCAGGUAUGAUGCAGCAGACAACUGCCGCCCGCCGGUGGUAAGAGGGUCUCUGUUCUUGGAGUGCUCUCCCUCCGUGCUUGUUGUCGUUGUGUCGCUGUAUUCGUUCUGGUCGGUGUUAUGAUGUGUCGCUCGCCUUUGUGCUUUCCGGUGCCUGACAACCCCCCUCUCGCCCUACCUCAACUUCUCCACCUCCCCUUUGAUUUGUACAUAUGUAUCUCACGACGAGGAAAAAUUUUGUUCAUUAUACUACGAGCGGAAAGGCAUAGCGAUUCGACGAAGUUGACAUCAUGAUACCAACUAUUUGUGUGGAAGAUAGGAUCAACAGGGAGUACGGUGGUACAGCGAUUUCAAAGACGAACUUGAUUUUAGCAUGGAGUUUCCCGAGCAUAUCCAAGGUCAAGAGGAUCAUGAUAGACAACGAUCAUCAUCACAUUGGCGGUUCUCAUUUACAUGUGGAUUUACGGGAGUUUUGCACAUUCGGGACCUUUGGGGGAGGAAAUGACAGAUGAGAAAACAUAAAAGAUACCAGAUGGGUUGAUGUGGGUUUCCUGGUUGGGUAUGUUGGUUCCACAAAGGAUGGAACAAAUGCACAUCUCACGGUUGACGGCUGGCUUAAAACGAUAUCGGACUUUUCAUGGGCCACAUUCUUGUCCAGCACAACGGUCGGUGGGGAUAUCCGCCGUUAUGAGAUGUAUUUCUAGUUAAUAGAAAGCUGAAAAUUUCAUGAGUAUUGGGUUCUG